Messenger RNA from Geodia barretti, 484 nucleotides. The record is from the annotation of a GenBank genome assembly. Lineage: Eukaryota; Metazoa; Porifera; Demospongiae; Tetractinellida; Geodiidae.
AUGUCAGGUAGGUAGUAUAUACCACGCACGCGAUGGGGCCUUGGGCCAUGCGCAUGCGGUUAUUUUCUUUAUGAUGUCAUGAUUAUUUUUCUUGGGUUUCGAAGAUGACUAGACUGCGAUCCUGCUCCCUAUCUUGCUAAUGCUCGCUACUUCUACAAGGGCAGCGGCAACUUGCUCUGCUGGAACAACUGCCACUGCUGCCGGCGAAAGGAGAGAUCUUCUAAAUGGAUGGGUGCAUAUAAACAAGAACGAAGUGGCCACUUGUAAUGGAACAGUGUAUGGCUGGAGCUACUGCUUGGAUCCUUUCGAUAAUAGGCAAGCACAAGAGAUACAAAUCGCCAUGUAUCGACUCCAGCCGAAUGGGACUUACAGUCUAGUUGAAGGCAGUUAUCACGAGCUGAAAAUUGAUGAGCAAACGGACUCGUUCACUUGUGGAAAUAUCACGUUACAGGCUUCAGAGCGGUUUCACUGUCCGGCAAGGUGA